Molecule: messenger RNA, 1343 nt
Organism: Neurospora tetrasperma FGSC 2508
Lineage: Eukaryota; Fungi; Ascomycota; Sordariomycetes; Sordariales; Sordariaceae
Product: DNA-directed RNA polymerases II 24 kDa polypeptide
Exons: 3
Coding region: 156-860 (234 amino acids)
Biological process (GO): DNA-templated transcription
Cellular component (GO): RNA polymerase I complex; RNA polymerase II, core complex; RNA polymerase III complex
Molecular function (GO): DNA binding; DNA-directed RNA polymerase activity
Source: RefSeq, a predicted model, not a curated record
CAGCCUCGUAAACAGGAAAGUCCUCCAAGCUAUCAAUCCACCACACGCCAUCCACCAUCGCGAACCACCACCUCACCUGCGCAACCACCACAUCACCACCACUCCGCGACGACAAACACUACGCUUUAAUCGAUCGCCCCUCACACACAGCCAAAAUGGAGGACGACAGCAGCCCCACCAGUGCCUCCAAGGAAGUCUCCCGUCUGUGGAGAGCCUGGAGGACUGUUCACGAGAUGGUUCAGGACAGGGGCUACGAGUUGUCGGAAGAUGAAGUCAAGAUCUCGCUCGAGCGGUUCAAGGCUGAAUACACGAACGAGGAUGGAACACCAAACCGCGCCAAGCUCCAAUUCUCCGCCCGCCCCUCGGAAGCCAUGAUCAAAAAGUUCACCGCCCCUCCCACGCCCUCCAACCCCAACCCCGUUCCCGAAUGCGGCACCAUCUGGGUCGAGUUCUGCACCGAAAAGGGUUCCAUCGGCGUGUCCGUCAUGAAGAAAUUCGUCACCCACUGCUCCGACAACAAGUUCAAAGCCGGCAUCUUCAUCACCGCCGUCCCCCUGUCCGCCCAGGCCCGCAAGGUCAUGUCCGUCACCUCGCAGUACACCCAGGUCGAGUGCUUCCUGGAGGAGGACCUGCUGGUCAACAUCACGCACCACGAGCUCGUGCCCAAGCACGUGUUGCUGUCCAAGGAGGAGAAGGCCGCCCUCCUCAAGCGGUACCGACUCAAGGAGACGCAGCUGCCGAGAAUUCUGAGCAAGGAUCCGAUUGCGCGGUAUUUGGGACUCAAGAGGGGCCAGGUCGUCAAGAUCAUUCGUGUGUCGGAGACGGCGGGUCGCUAUGCUUCUUACAGGCUUUGCGUAUAAGGGGGGCAAGCGUGUGUGCGUGAGAGAAGGAGGUGGUUGCGUGCGGUUGGCAAAGCUGGGCUGGCUGGCUGGCUGGUGGGCACUACACCAAUCCAUCCAAUCUCUUCCCGGGCUUGGUUUGUUCUCUGGACGGUCUUCGACGGGCCAACGCGGGUCUGGCUGAUGGGAAUCAGAUGAUGACUAUAUGGACGAGGACUGGAUAAGAAGCCCUGAAGGGGAUGACGGCCAGCAGCAAAGCAAGAAAGGACGGAAAGCACGGCAGCCACCAGCGGGAUAGGGAUGAAGGGGUUAGGGGUUCGGUUGUGUAAUACAAAACACUUGGGCGUUUUUUUUCUUAACCAUUCUAGCAUUAUGGGGAUACAGGGAAAUCAGUUUCUGUUCUUUUUUCCAAAAGAGGAUAAAGAAAGAAAGGCGUUACGGAGUGGCUUUUGUUAAGUAGCUUGAGAUAUAUACCGACAAGAGAAUAUCCGAGCUAUCAUUAUG